AUGUUCUACCAGUCCUUCGAAAGACUUUCUUUCCUUACAUUAGACCUACCUAAAAGUAUCUUGCCAUUAGAUAUUAUACGUUACACACCUCAUUUAAAAAGUCUCACGCUCAUGAGAAUUCACCAAUGGAUUACAUUUGAAUUGAUGGAAUCUAUCCAUCAAAAUUGUCCCUAUUUAGAAAGUUUGUCACUUGAAGGUGAUAAUGCACAAGCACUGUCUACGCAUUCACUCAUUCAACCUGCCUAUCGACUCAAAUCAUUUGAACUCAAUGUCGAGUUUGGUGCAGAUCGAUAUCACGACUGGCUUAUUUAUUUAGGCCAAAAAUACCCUCGCUUGAUCUCUUGUAGAUUCAGGCAUUCAGGGCGCAACAAGGACAUGAUUGAACCGUGUCCAACCGAACUGUAUGCGUGGUUUAUAGCAUGCUGCCCAUUUCUCGUCGAUCUCCAAUGGCACAAUAUCAUACCUGACUUUCGCUUUUUUCGACAGCUUCACCAGCGUCAAUUAAAAAGGCUUGUUGUAUACGACAACAGCAUGAUGUUGCCUACUUUUCUAACCAGCGCACUGUUUGAUCAUCCAUGUCUAUCUAGUCUGACUCACCUGACACUAGCCAUGCCUCGGUCUGCUUCACCUAAUGAAUUUAUUCAGUCGAUUGCAAGGACUUGUCCAAGGCUCAAGCAUUUAGGAUUACGUGAAACGUAUUGUGACUUGUCAGCACCAUUCAAGAUGGAUAACAUUUUGGACCAUUGUCAGCAUUUGGUCUCACUUGAACUGCAUCGUAUUGCACUACGUGUUUUAGCCACUCAAAAGCCUCGUCCUCACCCUCUAGAGCGACUUGAAAUGAACCAAUGUUGCUUAUUCGAUGGCGUCUUUGACCAUAUAGCUCUUCGAUGCUUUGACCUCAAGUAUCUCCAAUUGUUUGCAUUAACACAAAAAGAUCGUCGGUAUAAAGUACGCAUCCACUUACCAUUUCAAAAGCUACACAAAGCAGAAAUAGCUGGUUUACGCACAGAGACAUUUGACAUAGAAAGGCGUAUUCGUUUCUUUUCUAUUCAACAUCAUUGGUUCUACAUGAGUCAAUUUGAUGUACCUAAUGACAAGAUAGAAGUAGCACAAGCUUUUGAACAAGUCGAUAUCUCUAAGUCACAGUUUUUGUCGUCUUUAUGGACAACAAGUCAACGAAAAAAUUGUAUUCAAGAUUGGGAUACAUAUGAUGCAGGACAUGUUGACUUUCAAUGUCAGUCAAUUCAAUACCUUUAUUUGAAUAAAAAAAGAGUCUUGUAG
Molecule: messenger RNA, 1281 nt
Organism: Gilbertella persicaria
Lineage: Eukaryota; Fungi; Mucoromycota; Mucoromycetes; Mucorales; Choanephoraceae
Exons: 1
Coding region: 1-1281 (426 amino acids)
Source: RefSeq, a predicted model, not a curated record